AUGCUCCCGCAGGAUCCAAACAGCGGACACCACGAUCUUGGUUCCAUUCAGCCACAGUUUCUCGUUGACAGUGACACUAACUGUACUUCGCCUACAAAACCAAGCAACUGGAUCAAAAUUGCGUAUUAUGAAGAAAGCAAGUUUGUUGGAGACUUUGUGUCUCACAUUGAUCCAGUGACAGUCGACGGGGGAUGUUCUCCAUUUGACAAUGGCAGGUUCUGUUUGCGCUCAAGAAGUCAUCUUGAACGAAAUCAAAAAGCUUCAAAUCUCCUCAACCACAUUGGUCGAGGAAUUGAAAUCCGCAAGGAGAACUUUGAGUUUAUCUUGCAAAAUAACUCGCCCUAUGGCAUCUUCAUUCAAAGCAUGGAAUGGAAUCUCCGUGAAAACAAAGAAAUCGGAGAAAUAAGAAAGCUGCAGCCGGGAGAGAAGAACGCCAUCUUUUGUAUCUAUAAUUUUGCUAACCACCUUCAAGAACGCGUGCAUUCUAUCUUCAGUCCCGACACUCCCAGAGCUGAUUCUUCUGUACCAGUCUCAUCUUAUCAACAGGUUGCUAAUAUGGGGAACAUGUGCGUGGUUCGAUGCAGUUUCAUAAAAGGAUGGGGUAAGAAUUACACAAGGCAGCUUGUCACAGAUUGUCCUUGCUGGAUAGAAAUCAGCUUCCUCAAAUGCUACGAGUGGCUCGAUAAGGUCAUGAACCAAAUGGGUCCCCCUGAUGGCCGCGGCCCAACAUCAACCUCCUGA
Molecule: messenger RNA, 741 nt
Organism: Oikopleura dioica
Lineage: Eukaryota; Metazoa; Chordata; Appendicularia; Copelata; Oikopleuridae
Source: the annotation of a GenBank genome assembly